AGAAGAGCCCGAUGAAAACAAAACCGACGCUCACAAAAAUCACCCCUUACAAAUUAUAGCAACUGAAACUAAUUUGCCUUACUGAAACACAUUUUUUUUCUUUGCCUGAAUCCAGAUGAACGUUGCUUUUUUAAUUCAAUUAGACUAACUAAUAAGCUUGCUGUAAUUAGCGCCAAGCGGUUUAAUCUAACGAUAUAUCAAAAUAUUAGCGAUAUAGCAUUAGCUCACGGCUUCUGACGUAGCUUGAGUUUCCGAGCUGUUUAGGUGACAACUUUAGUUACUUAGAAAGGCCGAAACAUGUCGGACGAUUAUGAAUUCAGCGAAGAUCCGACCACGACGAGAAUGGAAGAGGACGGAGAGGCAAACAGUGAUGACCCGAUGUCUGCGGCCGGUGACUGCGGCCCGACGGGGGGCGAGGCCGAGGGAUCAAGAAUUGACGCCAGUAAAAACGAGGAGGAUGAGGGGAAAAUGUUUGUUGGAGGGCUCAGUUGGGAUACGACUAAGAAGGACCUGAAAGAUUACUUUUCCAAGUUUGGGGAGGUUGUAGACUGCACUUUAAAACUGGAUCCAAUGACCGGCCGCUCCAGAGGCUUUGGCUUUGUGCUCUUCAAAGAAGCUGAAAGUGUUGACAAGGUUGCCACACAGAAGGAGCAUAAACUCAAUGGAAAGGUCAUCGACCCUAAAAAAGCCAAGGCCAUGAAGAGCAAGGAGCCUGUAAAGAAGAUCUUUGUUGGCGGUCUCUCUCCAGACACUCCUGAAGAGAAAGUCAGAGAGUAUUUCGGUGCCUUCGGAGAGGUGGAGUCAAUUGAACUUCCCAUGGAGAACAAAACAAACAAAAGGAGAGGCUUCUGCUUCAUAACGUUCAAAGAGGAAGAGCCAGUUAAGACAAUCAUGGAGAAAAAGUACCACAAUAUCGGACUAAGCAAGUGUGAAAUAAAGGUGGCGAUGUCCAAGGAACAGUACCAGCAGCAGCAGUACUGGGGAGGCAGAGGUGGAUACUCAUCCAGGUCUCGAGGAAGAGGUGGUGGUCCCAAUCAAAAUUGGCACCAGGGUUAUGGCAACUACUGGAAUCAAGGCUAUGGAAAUUAUGGAUACAGUAAUCAAGGCUACGGAGGAUACGGUGGCUAUGAUUACUCUGGUUACAACAACUAUUAUGGAUAUGGUGACGACAGCAUUGUAGAUCAAUCUGCUGGAUAUGGCAAGUCGCCACGACGUGGUGGUCACACCAACAGUUACAAGCCGUAUUAAUUGGGGGAAAAACCUCAUAUUCAAGUAGCGGAGCUUCCUUGCAGGCCAUGAGCUGACUCCCAGAUACUCUCAGGGCCCGCUCAAUGCGGACCGGGUACGAGAAGCAUACGCUCUCGAAUGCUGCCAUUUGGUAUGGUCUUACAACAUCCUGUAUCAGCAUUUCUAAACUAAACAAUAUGGGACACGUCCAGCUUUGUCAUCUUUCUUUCCAUUUUAAUUUGUUUGCAACUGUAUGUAAUGUAAAACUUAAAAUAUACACAUGUAAUUGUCAUUUUUUACAGGCCCUUACUCCCCCACAAGUAAUGAUUAUAAAUAUGAAAGUAAUAAUAAUAACUAUUUGCUUUUCAAAGGAUACGUACAGCAUUCUCUGGACUUUCCAGUUCCUAUUGUUAAUAUAUGCAUUCCUAAUCUUAUCUAAAAUGCUUGUUUCUUUAUUUAGCUCUUGUAGCCAGUAGUCCAUGAGCUAAAUCCUGGUUCGUAUUUGGAGGCUACUGUGUUGGGGGAUAAAGUGCUUUACUUUUGUGUACAUGUAUUGUUCUGUUUUGUGUUACUGACAGCGAUGGAAAAGACUCCUCUUUUCUUAAUUUUCCUGUAACAAAUUUUCCUCUUAACCUUUUUGUAAAACAAGAAGAAUCAAAGUGUCACCACAUUUCCAGAAAUUUGCAUGUAAUGCUUUCUUUAAUGUGUACUUUCGACCAAUCGAAGGUUUCUUCUAUUUAAUAUUUUUGGCUUUUUUGACAUCUCACUUCAGGAUUUCUAGCUUAUGGACUUUUUAAACUGUAAAAAAAUGUUAAAAUAAUUAUGUUUUUUCUUAUCAUUUUUUACAUUUUGGACAUUAUAAACACGGGGAUUCCUAUUUUGUUUGUGUUUUUGAACAGAUUUGUGUUCAUCUAUAGCUGAUUUGUGUCUGUUUGUUUUUCAUAGGUAUCAGAGUGAUGAAAGGCUGCUGUCAGCUGGUGGAGAAUUGGCCACAGUGAUGAUGGUAUCCAGCAAAGAUCACUAGCUGAUUGUAAGAACAUAACUGAAGAGCACUAUGACCUACAUUUCCUCUUAUACUUACCGGAGUAUUUGUUGGAUCUUAAACCUUUUUUUUUUUUUGGGAUUUUUGACGUUUUUUGCAUUUAUUUUAGAACACAGCAAAGUUUUAGCAGUUUUUUUUGUUUGUUUUUUUUUUUUUGCGUUCCUCAUCCCUUCUCGUUUUUUGUAUUUAAUGUUCUCAAAUUGCUGUUUGUGAAUUGCUUCAUUUAUUACAUAACUUGAAAUGUUAGAUUGGUUGGAACAGAUCACAAAUAUAUAUAUAUAUAUAUAUAUAUAUAUAUAUAUAUAUAUACAGUACUGUGGUAGCAAAGAUACACAAUGUGUUGUUACAAUUUAUCCUCUUAAUCAUAGUCAUCAAUCAUUUAAUACAUAUGAUAUUACAGAGUUUGACAGUCAUAAACAUACAGAAUAUAUACACAGUGUAUUGAACAUAAAAGAAAUGUGACAAAAUAAAAAUAAUAAACACUCA
Molecule: messenger RNA, 2755 nt
Organism: Thunnus maccoyii (southern bluefin tuna)
Lineage: Eukaryota; Metazoa; Chordata; Actinopteri; Scombriformes; Scombridae
Gene: hnrnpd
Product: heterogeneous nuclear ribonucleoprotein D
Exons: 8
Coding region: 298-1248 (316 amino acids)
Biological process (GO): regulation of gene expression
Cellular component (GO): nucleoplasm
Molecular function (GO): RNA binding
Source: RefSeq, a predicted model, not a curated record